AUGACAUCAUCUAUUUGUCACACGUUAAUGCCACUUCUUCUUUUUGUUUUUCUACAUGAACAUACCCUUGCAAUAAAACAGCCCUAUAUUGUAUACUUAGGAUCACAUUCUUUCGGUUCAAAUCCUUCUUCAUUUGAUUCUGAAUUUGCCACAAAUUCUCACUAUGAUUUACUUGGAUCUUACGUUGGAAGCAUUAAGAAGGCGAAAGAAGCAAUAUUUUACUCUUACACAAGAUAUAUUAAUGGCUUUGCUGCAAUACUUGAUGAAGAUGAAGCAGCUAAAGUUGCAAAGAAUCCAAAUGUUGUAUCAAUAUUUUUAAAUAAAAGAUAUGAACUACACACGACCCGAUCAUGGAAUUUCCUUGGGUUAGAGACGGACGGUGGAUUUACUAAUGAUUCAGUGUGGAAAAAAUCAUUGGGUGAAGACAUUAUUAUUGGAAAUUUGGACUAUGGUGUUUGGCCAGAAUCCAAGAGUUUUAGUGAUGAAGGGUAUGGGCCAAUUCCAAAAAAGUGGAAAGGAAUUUGUGAUGUUACCAAAGGAAAUCCAGAUAAAUUUUAUUGCAACAGGAAACUUAUUGGAGCAAAAUAUUUUCACAAAGGCUAUCAGGCACGUCUCGGUGCAGCGGCAAAUGUAACCUUUAAUAGUGCGCGCGACACUGAAGGUCAUGGCACACAUACUUUAUCAACUGCAGGAGGUAAUUUUGUUGCUGGAGCAAAUGUAUUUGGCUUUGGAAAUGGAACAGCGAGUGGUGGAUCGCCAAAAGCGCGAGUUGCAGCCUAUAAGGUCUGUUGGAAUGGAUGUUUUGAUGCUGAUAUUUUGGCUGGUUUUGAAGCUGCCAUAAGUGAUGGUGUUGAUGUGCUUUCGGUGUCCUUGGGAGGAAAUUAUCCAAAAGAGUUUUUUGAAAGUGGUAUUUCCAUAGGUUCCUUCCAUGCAAUUACCAACAACAUCAUUGUUGUUGCUUCUGGAGGAAAUGAAGGACCUAAUUUCGGGUCUGUAACCAACGUCGAACCAUGGAUUCUCACAGUUGCUGGAAGCACCACUGAUAGAGAAUUCACAAAUUCUGUUAUUCUUGGUGACAAGAAAAUAUACAAAGGAGCUAGCCUUUCGCCGUCUGAAUUACCACCUAACAAAUUAUAUCCAUUGAUAAGUGGUGAAGAUGCAAAACUUGGUGUGAAUAAUGACAUAGCAGCUCAACUUUGUGAAAAUAGAAGUCUGGAUCCGAAAAAGACGAAUGGAAAAAUAUUGGUAUGUCGCCGAAGUGAAAAAGAUAGAGUUAACAUGAAUGGAGUAGCUUCUAGUGUAGGUGCUAUCGGAGUCAUUUUGGUUAACAAUGCUGGUUUCUCAACCAAUGAUCUUUUAGUUGAUGCUCAAGUGAUUCCAUCUUCAAAUGUUAACUUAGAAGACGGCUCUAACAUUCUUAAUUACAUCAAUCAGACAAAGUUUCCUAUGGCUUACAUAACUAAAGCUAAAACACAGUUAGGUAUAAAGUCAGCUCCAUAUGUAGCUACUUUUUCAUCAAGAGGCCCAAACAACCUUGACCCUUCAAUCCUUAAGCCUGAUAUAAUUGCACCAGCCGUCAAUAUAAUUGCAGCUUAUACCGGCGGUGUAUUUCUAACUAUGUCAGGCACUUCAAUGUCAUGCCCUCAUGUUGCCGGACUAGUUGGACUCGUUAAAUCUGUCCAUCCUGAUUGGAGUCCGGCGGCUAUCAAGUCAGCAAUCAUGACCACAGCAACAACUAAAAACAACAUUGGAGGGCCUAUACUGGAUUCAUCGCUCGACAACGCAACUUCUUUUGCUUAUGGUUCAGGGCUCAUUCAACCUAAUCAUGCAGUGGAUCCUGGACUUAUAUAUGACCUGAAUAUUACUGAUUAUUUGAACUAUUUAUGUGGCCAUGGAUACAAUAGUUCCCAACUUAAAGUGCUCUAUGGAAAACCUUACACUUGUCCAAAAUCUCUCAGUUUAACAGAUUUCAAUUAUCCAUCCAUCACAGUUUCUGACUUUAAAGUCGGACAGUCUUUGACUGUUACUCGUACGGUAACCAAUGUUGGGUUCCCAAGCAAGUAUACAGUGACGAUCGAGGCACCCCCGGAAUUUCUAGUCGCAGUCGAGCCUAAUAUAUUAAACUUUAAGGAUAAGGGUGAAAAAAAAGAGUUCAAGGUUACAUUCACCUUAAAGCCACAAAGUAAGUAUACCACUGAUUAUGUAUUUGGGAAGUUGAUUUGGACCGACGGAAAACAUAGUGUUGGGACUCCUAUUACAAUAAAGUAUCCACAUUAG
Vicia faba (fava bean) is the source of this 2277-nucleotide messenger RNA. NCBI's taxonomy places the organism in Eukaryota, Viridiplantae, Streptophyta, Magnoliopsida, Fabales, Fabaceae. The record is from the annotation of a GenBank genome assembly.